Molecule: messenger RNA, 1549 nt
Organism: Paramecium sonneborni
Lineage: Eukaryota; Ciliophora; Oligohymenophorea; Peniculida; Parameciidae
Source: the annotation of a GenBank genome assembly
CAAAAAUUAAAAUGACAGAACUUCUGUUGAUAAUGAAUGUUAGAAUUAAUGAAGGUAAAGAGGGUACAAUAAAUGUACAUUUUGGAGAUGAUCCUGAGGUGUUAGCUAGAGAUUUUUGUCUUUAAUACAAUGUAAAUUAGAAAUUGGUUCCUUUAUUGAUAGAGAAUAUCAAUAAAAAUUUAGAAGUGGCAGAAUAAUAGAAAGGGAAUAAUAUAUAGUCUGGUUAAGAUACAAUGUAAUAUUCAACAGAAACAUGUAAUUCAAAAUUGAUAGAAACCCCAUUUAAUGAACCAUUGCAUCAAUUGUCAACGAACAAUUAUUUUUCAAAUAAUUCAUCAGUUCAUGAGAGACUUUAUGAAGAUGCAAAAAAUAAGAGAUUGAAAUAGAAAUUGAAUGUUUAAGAUAGUAGAUCAAAGAAAAUAAAGAUACAAGAGUCUGAAAUAAAUUAUGGUUUAUUUUUGUAUUAGAAGGGUUUAAAAAAGAAUGAGGAGAAGUUGUAGAGAGCUGAAAGUGCUAAAAAAGAUUUGUAAAAUUCAUAAUUAGUUGAAUGUACACAUCAUCCAAGGAUAAAUUAUGUAUCUCGUUAAUUGGCCCAACGUAAGGGAGAUUCAGUUAGUGAACAUUUGAAUAGAUUAGCUUAGGAAUAAAAAAUAAGGAGAGAGAAUGCAAGUUAAUAACAUUUGUAAACUGAAGUGUAGAGUUGUUCUUUUAAGCCAUAAAUUAAUCGAAUGUAUUGAAAAUAGAGUUAAGCAAAUAGAUCACGAUAUAUAGUAGAAGAAAGAAAUGAAAGAGGUAGUUAGCCAUGGUAUGAGUCAUUGUAUUCAGAUUACGAUUCCAAAAGAUAAAAAUUAGAGUAAUUGGAGAGAUAGUAUUUUUCAUCAAAUUAUACAUUUCAUCCAAAAAUUGAUAUGAUAUCAGAGAAGAUAGUGUAGGGAAGCAGUUUUGAAUAGAGAUAAAAGAUUAGAUCAACAUCGAGAUAGAAUUUGUCAGUUUGUGAUGAAGAGAAUUAGUUAUUUAAACCAAAAACAGGGAGACCUCCUGAGAAGAGACCAAGAAAUUUAUUUUAAAAUUUAUAUAAUUAGGCAAAGAUAUAAGAGAAGAAACGAUAAAAUUAGAUUGUGUAGUAACAUUAAUAAUAAAUGAAUGCAUCAUAAAUACGUGCGAGUGAGAGAUCAAAUUAAAUGAUAUAAUCAUAAAUUGAAUUUUCAUUAAUGAAGAUUUUUGAUUGUUUAGAUAGUGAUAAGGAUGGAUAUAUAAAUUCAGAGAAUUGUGAUGUUGGUGAUUUAGAGGAGAAUGUUAUUAAGAUUUUAUCUCCUUUACUUUUGGAAAUGGAAUCUGGAAAUCAUACUUUGAAUAAGAAAGAGUUUAUAGAAUCAGCUGAGAGGUUAGUUGCUACAUUGUCUCCUGGAGAAAAACAUGAUUUAUUGAAAAAGCCAAGUAGAAAAGUUGAUGUUCCACAAUAUAGUUUUAAUGUGUGUAAAUAUUCUUUAAAUUAUAGCCAUCUUUAAAUAGGAGAUCUUAAAAAAUUGUAGCAGCGAAAAAGAAUUGA